Molecule: messenger RNA, 1333 nt
Organism: Danio aesculapii
Lineage: Eukaryota; Metazoa; Chordata; Actinopteri; Cypriniformes; Danionidae
Gene: edn2
Product: endothelin 2
Biological process (GO): regulation of systemic arterial blood pressure by endothelin; vein smooth muscle contraction; regulation of vasoconstriction
Cellular component (GO): extracellular region
Molecular function (GO): hormone activity; endothelin B receptor binding
Source: RefSeq, a predicted model, not a curated record
UCUCUCACUGUAGACAUUAACUGUACAGGCAUCACUCAACUGGAUUUAACAGCCGUGUGAAACUCCACAAUGGCUUUUACACUUCAGACUGCCUUUUUGGUCAUAGCUACACUAUGUGUCCUGCAGCAAGGGUUUGGAUAUCCACUAUAACAACCUGAAGCAUCUAGCAAUCCACCUGCUAUCAAAAGAGUCCGUACCAAACGCUGUUCCUGUAGUAGCUGGUUAGACAAUGAGUGCAUCUAUUUCUGCCAUUUGGACAUCAUCUGGGUCAACACACCAAAUAAGAUUACUCCGUUUGGUCUUGGAAGUCCUCUAUCUCGUCGCCGGCGUUCAACUAGUAGAUGUGAAUGUGCGAAUCCCACCGACCGUACCUGCUCCAGCUUCUGUCACACCAGUUCUGAAGAUCCAGAUAUGGAGUUUGUGACUCAACUUGAUAACCAGUCAAAUCACGUGGACAAAACUAGUGAUCAUCUGCUGUUGUCGCUCAGGAGGGUGGUAAAAGACAACCUCAUGACAGCUACACGAUUUGCUUCACCCAAGAAGAAAUCCAGGAUCAGCUAGACAGAGAGUGAGAUACUGCAGAAAGAAGAGAAAUGACUGUAGAAGUGAGCUUCUGAACAAAAUCAUUCCUGGAUGAAGAGGAUCUGCUUCUUGAGAGGAGGACAAAAGCAUGGCGGAUUCUCAGAAUUCCAGAUGAACUGAACCACUGAGGCACAAACCUUCAGAUACUUCAGUUGAGCUGGAGCCGAAACCACUGUUCGCUAAAGUGCAAAGAUGAUUUAUAUGGUGAAUAGAAGGACAUUUCCACUUUUACACCAGUGAACUGGUGGCAUAUGCCACAUGAGGGAGUAAACAUUUAGCUCAGAAAGGCUUUCUGAAAGCCUAAUCUAAUUUUUUGACACUAAAUGUUCAGUAAAACAUUAUUUUUGUGUGCUUGUUACACAUUAGCUAUGCAUAAUUAGAUGAAAUAACCUCAAAUGAAGCCAUAACCCAGUACACACUGUUUCUUAACACUCAUUAUUAAAGUUUCCCUCUGUAUCAGAGAUAAAUACUAUUAUUUAUUUGUUUAUUUAUUAAUUAUUUAUUAAUAUAUGUAUUUAUUUAUUUUAUUUUAAUUUGGAGUUUAGUUUUAUCAUUUCUUUGAUCUGUUUUGUAUUUUUACAAAAUGAGAAAAUGCCAUGAGGAAUGUUUAUGUGUUUUCUUUUUUAUGACUCCUUCUUCCCUCCAUGUUUUCCCCUCAUUUUCCCUUGAGUGAAGGCGGAAGUAUUUAUUGCAUACUUCCAAUAGGCUUUUUUUAAUUGUUCAGAUUCCAGCAAGUUUCAAUAGCACAAAG